GAGGCUCUACAGACUCAGUAGACGCCAGCUACAGUUGAUUGGCGCGCGGACAGGCGGUGCUUGGGCAGCCUCUGCAGCGGGGUCCUGAGUGGCGCCUGCGCUGUGCGUCUUGUCGAGGAGGACCGGGGUGACCCUGAGGCAGACGCUUUGACAGGCUAACAAGCGGGCCGAGCUGGGGCUGGCGCUGAGGCGACCCGGGCAGCGAUGCUGAGCAAGUUACUGGGACAACGCUACAAGGAGCUGGUCAAGUACUGGCUUCCCACAGCAGGCACAUGGGGUGCUGUUGGUGCUGUGGGGCUAGUUUGGGCCACUGACUGGCGUCUGAUUCUGGAUUGGGUGCCAUACAUCAAUGGCAAAUUUAAGAAAGACAGUUAAGCUAUCUCUUCAUUCUUAUGGUCUAGGAAUGGAAGACUUUUGGGGACUUUUCCAGAAUCCUGAUUGGACACAAAUGUGAAAUGCUCAGGGUGGACUUCAAGGACCUCAAUGUCUCAAUGAGCACCUUUGAUGUAUCACUUGUAUAGGGAUAAUUAAAUCUCCCCCUGAAACAUGCUGGCUAUUUAAGUAUUGAGCACAGGAAUAACUCUCACAACAGAUUACAUUAUGCUGGAUUUCACAGUGACACAUGGAAUUAAAAAAAAAAAAACAACUAA
Messenger RNA from Monodelphis domestica (gray short-tailed opossum), 650 nucleotides. It is a transcript of the gene UQCR11, whose product is annotated as ubiquinol-cytochrome c reductase, complex III subunit XI. The record is from RefSeq and is a predicted model, not a curated record. Gene Ontology annotation, cellular component: mitochondrial inner membrane. NCBI's taxonomy places the organism in Eukaryota, Metazoa, Chordata, Mammalia, Didelphimorphia, Didelphidae. Gene Ontology annotation, biological process: mitochondrial electron transport, ubiquinol to cytochrome c.